GGAGGUGCUGGGCGUGCUGCAUUGGAAAUACUAAGAAAAUGUAGUAACCUAGAAAUUGAGUUUACGGGAUAAACUGCAAACAAUCUGCAACUUUUAAAGAGUCUUUUAGAGGAGUCAUCAAUAAGUUGGCUUCAGAAAGUUGAGGGAGAGAUAGCAGAGUCAACAUCAUUUUAUCUUAAACCUGAAGAAAGUAAAGAAAAUCUUUUAGAGAAAAAAAACAACAUAAUUUCAUUUUAUCAAAUGGACUACAAAAAUAUGAAACCUUUUUUUAAAGAUUAUGAUUGGAUUGUGGCGGACUUCCGGCACAACAAUGCAUGCCAUGAGCUACAAGAAAUUUCUAAAAGAUUGAAAAUAAACGGAACUCUUGUUCUAGGAAGCAUUGAUAAUGUACACGCGGAAGAUAGCAAUAUUGAUUCCUUCAGUUUUUUAAAACAAAAUUUUGUUUGCCUAGAGACUAAUAAACAUCCGCAUAUGUACAAAGAAUCAAAAAAUAAGCACAAGUACGCUAUAUCUUAUUUAUCUGUAUGGAAAAAACUUAAAGAUAAUAUAAUUUGUAUUCAACCAUCUCUAAUAAGUAAAAUGGAAAUACAUAAAUCUACCAACUAUUAUGACGAUGAAAACACUUUAAAAUCGUAUGAGUUGUUUCACUACGGAAAAGAACUUUUCUCUGUAAAAAACUUUUCGAAGCAUAUUGCCGAAGUAUGUAUUUUGGCUGCGCGUAAGUACAAAACUGGAUUAGAUUCAGCUUUGGAUGCAGGUUGUGGACCUGGAAGAACUGCAAUUGAACUUUGCGGUACUUUUAGAGAGGUUGUAGCUUACGACUACUCAAGUAAAUUUGUGGAAUUGAUGGAGAUAAAACAAAAGGAAAAGAAUGUUUUAAACCUCAUAACAUUUCAAGGAGAUAGCCAUUGUCAACAAAAGUUGUUCCCUGAUCAAAUGUUUGAUCUGAUUCUUGGAUGUAAUCUUAUUGAUAUUCUCCAUACGCCAAAAGAAUGGUUGGUUCAGUCCAAAGCAAUGUUGAAGCCAAACGGGAUUUUUGUGAUCUCAUCCCCCUACUCUUGGAACAAUGAAUACACAGCGAUUGAUAAGUGGAUUGGAGGAAAAAAGAAAAAUGGUGAAAAUUAUUUUACAAUAGAUGGAUUAAUAGAUAUUUUGUCCCCAGAGUUAAUACUUCUUGAGGUUUUAAGUAUACCAUUCAUCAUUCCAGACGCCGAUGGAACUUAUCAAUAUACUAAUAGUAUUUGCACAAUAUUUGGAGCUGUACGUCCGUCCGAUAAGACAUUUGAACUUACUAAAAUAUAAUAAAAUAAUAUUAUAACAUUUAGCAAUGAAUUAAAA
This is a messenger RNA of Hydra vulgaris (swiftwater hydra), 1338 nucleotides long. Lineage: Eukaryota; Metazoa; Cnidaria; Hydrozoa; Anthoathecata; Hydridae. The record is from RefSeq and is a predicted model, not a curated record.